AUGCACCCGAAGGGGACCCCAGCGCCGGCAUCAUCCGUGAAGGCACAAGACGCCGCCGAGGCGGAGGUGCGGUCGCAGGAGACCGCAGCUUGCCAGCCUCGAGAGGCCAGCAGCAACUGGUCUGGCGACCGUGACCCUCACCUUCUCGGAACCUUCUCUCACGUAGGCAGCCUCGAGGCCAGCAAGCCCGACGAGGCCGAGGCGCCGCGCCGGAGCAGCAUGGCGUCCGAGGAGGCGCUGCAGCAGCUGCUCGAUGUGGCGGAGACGCUGCGCACAGAGGUCGCGACGCGCUUCGGGCGCGCGAGAGCGAUCUAG
This is a messenger RNA of Emiliania huxleyi CCMP1516, 315 nucleotides long. RefSeq lists its product as hypothetical. The transcript is spliced from 3 exons. The record is from RefSeq and is a predicted model, not a curated record. Bases 1 to 315 code for a protein of 104 amino acids. Lineage: Eukaryota; Haptophyta; Isochrysidales; Noelaerhabdaceae.